AUGGGUUGCAAGCUUGAAUUGUUACUCACACUAGCACUCUCACUUGGUACUCUCUGUAUUUCACAUGCUGGGGAUGCAGACAUUCUUUCUGAUUUCAUUGUCCCAAUGAACACCACCAUUAUUGAUGGCAACUUUUUCACCUUCACUGGCAUGAGAGUUCUUCUAGGGGGAGAUUUUCCGACAACUUUCAAGGUUUUGAAAGCAAGCAUGGCUGAAUUCCCGGCUCUUAACGGUCAAAGUGUUUCUUAUGCAGUUCUUCAGUACCCUGCUGGCUCUGUCAAUCCACCUCACACCCAUCCUCGUGCAUCUGAGCUCUUGUUUCUCCUCAAUGGCAACCUUCAAGUGGGGUUUGUCGACACCACUAACAAGCUCUUUACUCAGACACUCCAGGCUGGUGACAUCUUUGUGUUUCCCAAGGGACUUAUUCACUACCAAUACAACUAUGAUGAAAAAAACUCCGCCAUUGCAGUAUCUGCAUUUGGCAGUGCAAGUGCUGGAACCGCAUCAAUUCCUAGUUCCGUCUUCAAUACCAGCAUUGAUAGUGGGAUACUUGCAAAGUCUUUCAAAACUGAUGUUGAAACUAUUCAGAAAAUCAAAUCUGGCUUUGUAGCCUAGGCCUGAGCCAGAAGGGCAUUACUAGUUCAAAAAAUGUCAGCAUUCUGGGUUUUUUUUUUUUUUUUUAAUAAAUUUUAUGUAUUAUUUGUUUCGUGAAUAAUUUCCUUUAUCAAUUGAAGGAUAUCAAUCAAUGGCUGUUUUUGCAAGAAUUUUCUUCAGGUGUUAUUUUUGGGAAGAAAUUAAAUCUGUUACAUGCCAGAAACUAUAAAUCGCGCACGAUAGGAUUUAGGCAAACCUGUUCCAAACUCACUUUGUUGCCAUCCAUACGUAUUGAUUUUGGGCUUCAUAUAAGAUCCCUAGUGUAUAAUAGCCUUGG
This is a messenger RNA of Cornus florida, 931 nucleotides long. Its product is annotated as germin-like protein 9-3. Bases 1 to 615 code for a protein of 204 amino acids. The record is from RefSeq and is a predicted model, not a curated record. Gene Ontology annotation, cellular component: cell wall. The transcript has a single exon. Lineage: Eukaryota; Viridiplantae; Streptophyta; Magnoliopsida; Cornales; Cornaceae. Gene Ontology annotation, molecular function: manganese ion binding.